Molecule: messenger RNA, 5807 nt
Organism: Python bivittatus (Burmese python)
Lineage: Eukaryota; Metazoa; Chordata; Lepidosauria; Squamata; Pythonidae
Source: RefSeq, a predicted model, not a curated record
AGCGCUGCGUCAUCAUCCAGAAAGACCAGCAUGGCUUUGGCUUCACCGUAAGCGGGGACCGGAUCGUCCUGGUGCAGUCUGUGCGGCCAGGUGGAGCUGCGAUGAAGGCUGGGGUGCAGGAGGGCGAUCGGAUUGUCAAGGUGAAUGGGACGGUGGUCACCAACACCUCCCACCUUGAAGUAGUGAAGCUCAUCAAAUCUGGCGCUUACGUUGCUCUCACUCUGUUGGCCUCCCCUCCUUCCUUUACGGGGCUCCUGGGAUCGCAGCAUGACCGGCAACAGACGGGCACCCCGCAAGAUGCGUUCACGUGCCCGCCGCUGCCCCCGCCUCCCCUGCGUGUCACCGCCGGGCCAAAGCCACCACAGGACCCAGAAGUCCAGAAACACGCCACGCAGAUUCUUAGAAAAAUGCUGCAGCAGGAGGAGGCGGAAUUGCAGCGAUGCUAUGAGGUCUACAGCCAGAAUCCUGCUUCUUUGCUCGAGGAGCAGAUCGAAGGGGCUCGGCGGAGAGUCAGCCAGUUGCAGCUCAAGAUUCGGCAGGAGAUGGGAGAACUGGUGGACUCCACCCGCCUCCCCAGCGAUUCCGGUUCCUUCAGCUCCCGGGUGACGGAUGGGUGCCUCUCGGUCGACUCCCAGGAUGGCGACAGCGGCUUGGACUCGGGCACGGAGCGCUUCCCUUCCGUGAGUGAAGUCUCCCUCAACCGGAACUCUGUCCUUUCCGAUCCUGGCCUAGACAGUCCGCACACCUCGCCUGUGGCCGCCUCCCGGCUCUUUGCACACCACCGACGGCAAGGCUCGGACACCCCCUUCUCUCCCUCUGCAGAGCAGAGCUCGGAUCACACGCUCAGAACUACCAUCAUCGGCCCGGAAGAGGAUUACGAUCCAGGAUACUUGGACAAUGAGAAUGACUCCCUCUUCCAAGACUUGGGGAAGCUGAAGACACGGCCAGCUCACUUAGGAGUUUUUCUGCGCUACAUCUUCUCUCAAGCGGAUCCAAGUCCCCUGCUCCUGUAUUUGUGCGCAGACGUGUACCAGCAGAUGAGCCUCAAGGAAGCCCGGGGGCUGGGCAAGGACAUUUGGCACAUCUUCUUGGACAGAGCUGCGCCCCUAAGAGUCAAGGUCUCAGAUCAGUUGUUGGCAGAAAUUGAGUCUCGCCUGCGGAAUGGAGAGGACGCCCGAAGUGCUUUCCUGGAGGUUCAGGAGGCUGUCAUGCCUGAGAUCCAGGAGCAGAUCCAAGAUUACAGGACAAAGCGUACUAUGGGUCUGGGAAGCUUAUAUGGGGAGAAUGACCUGCUGGACCUGGACGGAGAGCCCCACAAGGAACGCCAAGUGGCCGAGAAGCAGAUGGCGCAGCUGGGAGACAUCCUAUCCAAAUAUGAAGAUCGGAGCCCCCCCAUGAGUUUUGCCCUGAAGACCUAUAUGACCCACGUGGGGAUCUGCCCUCGGGAAGCUCGCCCAGAGAAGUCCCAGGAGAAGGACAAGUGGCUGCCUUUCUUCCCCAAGACCAAGAAGGGCAGCGGCGGGAAGAAGGAGAAGGAGGCUGCAGCUGAGGACAAGAAGCGAAACCCCAUCCUCAAGUACAUCGCAAAGCCCAAAAGCGCUUCUCAGAGCACAUUUCAUGUCCCUUUGUCCCCUGUGGAAGUCAAGCCCGGCAACGUGAGGACCAUCAUUCAGCACUUUGAGAACAGCCAGAACUGCGACGGGCCAGAGGCCAGCCUGCAGCGGCUCUCCACGGGCAGCUUCCCUGAAGACCUUCUGGAUUCGGACAGUUCCAGGGCCGAGAUCAGGCUGGGCCGGUCGGAGAGCCUGAAGGGGCGGGAGGAGCUGAAGAGGCUGCGCAGGGCAGAGAACGUGCCCCGUUCCCGGAGUGACGUCGACAUGGAUGCUGCCGCUGAAGCUGCCCGGCUUCACCAGUCGGCAUCGUCCUCAGCGUCCAGCCUCUCCACACGGUCUCUGGAAAACCCCACGCCACCCUACACCCCCAAAAUGGGGCGCAGGAGCAUUGAGUCGCCCAACCUGGGCUUCAGUGCGGAGACCUUCCUUCCCCACCUGCUGGAGGACGAGCUCGGCCAGCUCUCGGACCUGGAGGUGGAGCCGGACUCCCAAAACUGGCAGCACACGGUCGGCCGAGAGGUCGCAGCCCACCUGUCUCAGCGGGAGAUUGACCGCCAGGAGGUCAUCAAUGAGCUGUUUGUGACCGAGGCUUCCCACCUGCGGAUCCUGCGCGUGCUGGACAUUCUCUUCUACCAGCGCCUGAAGAGGGAGAACCUGCUUUCCCGGGAGGAGCUGGCUCUGCUGUUCCCCAACCUUCCAGAGCUGAUCGAGAUUCACAACGCCCUGUCGGAAUCGAUGAAGAAACUGCGGGAGGAGGGACCCGUGGUGAAGGAGAUCGGAGACCUCAUGCUUUCACGGUUCGAUGGGGCUGCGCGUGAAGAAUUCCAGCAAGUGGCGGCCGAGUUCUGCGCCUACCAGUCCAUGGCGCUGGAGCUGAUCAAAACCAAGAAGCGGAAGGAGACGCGCUUCCAGCUGUUCAUGCAGGAGGCCGAGAGCAACCCCCAGUGCCGGCGUCUGCAGCUGAAGGACCUCAUCAUCUCCGAGAUGCAGCGCCUGACCAAGUACCCGCUGCUCCUGGACAGCGUCAUCAAGCACACUUCUGGGCAGACCCUGGAGCACCGGAAGCUCUGCCGGGCCCGAGACCACUGCCGCGAGGUCCUCAGGUAUGUGAACGAGGCGGUCAAGCAGGCUGAAAACCAGCACCGCCUGGAGGCCUACCAGAAGCGCCUGGAUGCGACCUCACUGGAGCGGACCAGCAACCCCAUCGCGACCGAAUUCAAAAACCUUGACCUUCGAAACCGCCGGAUGAUCCACGAAGGACUUCUGGCCUGGCGCAUCAGCAAGGACAAGACUGUGGAUCUGCACGUGCUGCUGCUGGAGGACAUGCUGGUGCUGCUCCAGCGGCAGGAUGAGAAGCUGGUCCUGAAGUGCCACAGCAAGAUGGCGCUGGGCUCCUCGGACACCAAGCAGACCUUCAGCCCUAUCCUGAAGCUCAACUCCGUCCUCAUCCGCUCCGUGGCAACCGAUAAGCGCGCCCUGUUCAUCAUCUGCACGUCGGAACUGGGCCCCCAGAUCUACGAGCUGGUCGCGUCAACGUCUUUGGAGAAGAACACGUGGAUGGACCUCUUGGAAGAGGCGGUGAAGAGUGCCAUGCGGAAGGCCACACUGCCCCCCCAGUGCCACGCCCAGGAGCUGCGUCCCCACCGGCCGGCCCCAUCCAGCCUCGUGUUCCAGGACGCCGAGAUGGCCGCCGGGCUGAGCCGAGGGAACAGGCCGUCCAGCCGUGGAGCCGAGGAGGAGGGAGGGGCGUCAGAUGAGACCCCGACUGAAGCCUUUGUGACUGAGCAGCCGGAGGUUGGGCACCAAGAGGACGAGGAGGAGGAGGAGGAGGAGGAGGAGGAAGGGGACCCACCUACAGCACUUCCGUUGCAUCCUCUGGAGGAAGCCCCCUCUGGCAGGCCCCCUCAAGGGCCUCCCCGCGUGGACAGCAUGGCUGAAUCCGCCCUGGGGGACGUGGAAACCCUGCGGCGCCUCCUCCUGCGCAGCUUCCUGCCCUGCCAGGACUCUGAACUGGAAGACGACCUGACCCCCACCCCUUCGGGGGCCGGCCCCACCCAGCACUGGGGCUCGGCACCUGCCAGCCGAGAGGAGCUGCCGGAGCCCCUGGAGGGCCAUGACGCCUCUGCUGCCCCCGGCCCCCUGCCGCCGGACUUGCAGGGCGGCGGGAUCCGGCCCCAGUCCUUGGGCCCCACUAGUGACCCUGGGCCCAGCGAGUGCCAGGAUGCGGUGGGCCCCCCUGCGGUCCAGGAGGCUGAAGCUCCAAGCGGCUAUAUGGUGGUGCGGAAAGCUGAGGUGGAGGGAAAUAAAGGUGCUCUGCUCUUGUUGGAGAAAGACAGCCGGGCGGGAAUUGACGCUGGAGGCCCCGAUAAUGCAGAUGGAAACUAUUUCUACUUAAGCCUGCCGGCCAACUCUGACAAGCCCCACGCUGAUGCCGAGAGCAUCGGGGAGCCAGCUGAUCCUUUGAGACGGGCACCAUCCUCACCUCCCGCCAUGCCUUUGCCCGGCUGCCAGGAGAGCAGCACCAGGGAGACCCCGGCAGGGUGGCUUAGCAGGCUGCCAAGCGCGGCAGAGCUCCCUCGAUCUAGCCAAGGCAUUCAAGAUUUGGAUGUGAUCUUCCAGACAAUAGACCAACUCAUGCUGAAGCUGACCAAACUCAAGGACAUGGAAGGGGCCUACCAGCGGCUGCUGCUCCUGCAGCAGUCACCGAGGGGGGACUCUGCCACCGAAGCCAUGCCCGGGCAGGGAAGCAUGUCGCCAGAGGCGAGCCAGAUGUCGCCCAGCAGCCACCGGGGGUCCAGAGGCAGCCACCACUCCCUGCCCACCUCCCCACAGUACCCGGUGGCCGCCGAGCCUGGUACGAGGGCCUGAGGGUCCCGGUGCUCCAUCCUUGCCCGUUGUCUGCCCGGGGUGACCGAAGCCAUUGUCUUUGCAGACCUGAAUGGGCUUUCUCUCGCCCCCCCUGAAGAUAGCUCCCAGGAAGUGACCCUGUAGGGCAAGGAGGGCCUCUGCGAAGGAAGGAAGGAAGGAAGGAAGGAAGGAAGGAAGGAAGGAAGGAAGGAAGGAAAACGCGCCUCCAGGUGACGGCUCCUUGCCCUCCCACCCGUCCCCGGGUUUGCUAAAGGUGGGAGGCGGCCACGGAUGGGACCAGCAGCUGCCAGUACGAGAAAUGGUGAAACCAAGAAGGAAGCAGAGAAAACUGGAAUCCCGCCGUGUUUGAAAGCCCCUGCAUUGGCUUCACGUGAACUCUUUUAUGAAAACAUCUGGAGGUUUCCCCAACUGGAGCUUUUGCUAGAGUGAGAGCGAGCCGACUCUCUCAGCUCUUUCCCCUGAAACAUAAGGAGCCUGUGUGGGUCUCUCUGCUGGCCCACUUUAGGGUUCGGCUCUCCAUUUUCCCCCGAGAGGAAUCCAUGGCGUGCGUGCACGCUUGUGUGAACGUGAGAGAUGUGUAGAUAUACACACACCCUGCAGACUUGCUUUUCCACUGUACAUGACAGCUGGAAUAUAUUCUGUAUAAUUGCACUUUUUUUGGUUUUCCUUUACGUUUCCUCUCCACGGUGAGGAAAAUCUCACCGGGGAGGCCCCGGCUGCUUCCAGACCUUUUCGUUGGAUAUAAAUAUGUAUGUAUGUGCAUUGAGUUUUUGUAAAUAUGAUAGACGGUUGUUUCCCUGUGGUUGGUUUUUUUUUUUACUUGUCUCCAUGCCGAUUUCCCCUCUUGCUGAAGGGUUUGGUCUGAUGGGGGGCAAGUCUGGGGCUGAGAAGACCCCCGGCCCUGUCUGCUGUGCUGGGUGAAGCAGCAAGGGGCUGCCAGGCUCCCACUGAGGCAACAGACCCCAGGAAAGGCCGGCUCUCCUCGCUCUCAGUUGCGAGUUGUCAUGGGACCCCUUCCCAGUCCUGGAGUUUGUGGCACGUGCUGCGCCAGUUACAGUGCAGGUAAAAGGAGGUGGAAGGACGCCAUCUCUUCCUGUGGGCUUGCUGAAAGCCCAUUUUAUUUUAUUGCUUUUAGCGGUGAAAGAUUUUUUAAAAAGAAAAAAGUAAAAUAUUCUUCAACCUCUUGCAUGCGAGAGAGGCCUGUUUUUCCAUUCAAAAGCGACUGCUGCUUUUUUGUUGAAAAGCAAAGAUGCCAACUCUGGAGGGCAGGGGGCGGAAAGGAGGCAGGCUAGGCCCCAGGAAGGCUAGCGGGCCUACCCUUGGAUC